Chaetomium strumarium is the source of this 1428-nucleotide messenger RNA. RefSeq lists its product as uncharacterized. The transcript has a single exon. The record is from RefSeq and is a predicted model, not a curated record. Lineage: Eukaryota; Fungi; Ascomycota; Sordariomycetes; Sordariales; Chaetomiaceae. The coding region runs from base 15 to 1118 and encodes 367 amino acids.
CUCGGCGAUCGCCCAUGGUGAGAAGGGGAUUUGUAUCAAGCUUUCCUUUCCCCAUUCCAGACCCAUCCGCUUGUGUGAGCCAGCACUCAAUAAGGACAGACCUUCAGACACCAGACCGGCCCAUAGUAGAGCGAAGACCUCAGUCAGCCAACGCAAUGGUUCUUCAAAGCAAGCUGCUAGACGCCGGGGAAGCGCCUGCCUUCAGCAUCAACUUGGAUGAGGUCCCCGACGAUACGACGACAUAUUUCCAUACCCAGAACGAUCCGCGAAACGCCUGGCAACGGCAGACAGUCAUUGAGCGCAACAACGGACGCGUGUCAGCCAGUUGCGUCUGCAAAGACGUUGUCCACGGUUUCUACGCGGACGGCGUCGAUGACGAGAAGGGAGAACCGCAGCAAUGCAGCCUCAUUGUCCUGCACUUCCGCUUCGACCCAGUUGACCUGGGCAGGCGCAUCAAGAAGGUGCAGACCACCAUCCGCUUCUCAGCCGUCGACAGAAACCAGGACGACCCAGUUGUCGACAAGAUCUCGGCAGAUGGCUUCUUCUGGGUCUACCCCACCACCCAGAAGGAGACAGUCACCCUGGGGUUCAACAGCAAGCUGGGCGGCAACGUGUUGGGGGCCGAGGUCGGCGGGGAGCUGACGCGGCAGCGGACGGUCGAAAAGGAGGUCACAAAUGCGGGGACAGUCCGCGGAGCCGUCCAGAUCAUCGGUCGCAACUACGGAGAGCCAAACGCCGCGAGCUGGACCCUGAUGGAGAACCCCGAGGACAAGACAGGAGUGCCCGUCGGCCUGCGCGCCAGCAUCCUGGUCAAGCGCGACCCCGGCGUCGAUUUCCAGGCCCACUUCUCCAUGGUAGUCACGCCCGACAACCGCACGCAGGCCCAGACCUUCUUCAAGUCGGACCCCAAGGACGACCCGGUGCUGUUCAAGGUCGACAAGAAACCCACCAACAAGCUGCACAACUACCUCACCGAGACCGUCGACGCUGCGAAGAAGCGCACGAUGGUCAACAACCUGGGCAGGUUGGACCUCGACAGCCACGAGUUCACCGACAUCACCUUCCGCACAAUCUGGCAGGAUGGGAAAAAGGUAAGUGUAGCCCACGGCAGCCCCUAGCUAAGAUGGUUGGAGGGGGGGAAGGGGGGGUUUGGUGGGGAGGUUGGUGCGACUGUGAUUGGGUUUGCGCGCUUGCAUGUAUUUCUGUGACUGGACUGUGGUGUACAGUGUACUUUUAGUUGGUGAAUGGGAGUUCUGUUUUCUGGGUCUGGUGCCCCUCACGGAACCAACUGUGCCUUGCGCCUGCAGCAGAUAUGAACCAACUGAAUACUACCAUGUACAUUAUACACUUAAGGUAAGGUCAGUGCAUGGGGCAAGGUGUCUGGCGCAACCUUGAACCAGCCUUGACCGGCCUAUCAAAACACUCCAC